AUGCUCUGGUUCGGCUCCUCGUGCAACGACGCGGCGUGCGCCCCCGUAGAUCCCCGCAGCCCCUCGACCCUGCGCCUCUCCGUGUCGCUGUCGCCCCUCGUCGCGACCUUUGUCCUCGUCGCCCUCGCCGCCCACCGACACCUCUUCCCGCGCCUGACCCGCGGCCACGACGUCCGCGACGGCGCCGACAAUGUCCUCCCCGCCCACGCCCCGCCCUCGCUGCGCCAGGCCCACGCCGAGCACGGCCGCAAGAGCCUGCGCCGCCGCGUAGCCGCCGCCGCCUUCUGCUCGACCAUUGCCUUCGCCGCCGUCCUCGUCGAGCUCAUCCUCGCCGAGGUCGCCGACCUCAUGCCGCCGCGCGCCCGCGCCCUCGGCCUCGCCCUGGUCGUGCCCACGCUGCUCGUGCUGCUCGUCGGCGUCAUACCCUUUCUCGAGAUCCAGAGCGUCGUCGCCGGCCUCGGCUGGCGCUUCCAGCGCAACACAAAGGGCCGCCUGUUGAGGGUCGCCUGGACCAUCCAGGGCCUCGUCUUUGCCGCCUGGCUCUUCGUCUUCUGGAGCCUCGGCGCCCUCGUGCCCGUCGCCGCCAAGGUCGACACGGCCGGCGCCCGCAUGCGGGAUGCCGACGAGGCCGGCGGCCUCACGCGCGCCUGCGUCGAGCGGAUCGGCGUCAUUGGCAUCUCCCUCAUGGCCAUGCUCAGUGGCUUCGCCGCCGCCUCGAGCCCCUGGCACACCUUUGGCGCCUUGUCCGACAGGAAGCGACGGAGACCCGUGACGGACGGCGACCUCGCGCGUAAAGAGGGCGGUCUCGAGGCCGCCAACGAAAUGCUCCUCACCAAACGACACCGGCUGCAGGCGCUCGAGCGCAAAGCGUCAUCGACGGCCCAGACCUCUGGCGGCAGUGGCAGCGGUGGUCUCGUCGGCAAGAUGCUCGGCACCAUCCGCGGCGCCGGCGCCGGCGGCGACGAGAGCGAGAUGCGCGGCCUGCGCCUCGAGAUUGCCGGCCUUGAGACCAUGCAGGCCAACCUCGCGUCGAACCUGGGCCUCAUGCGGUCGCGCCAGGCGGCCUCGGCGCGCGCCGCGACGCCGCUCGGCCGCCUGCUCGCCGUGCCGCAGCACCUCUUCAGCUGGUACUGCGUGUACCGCAUCCUCGCGACGACGCUGACGACGCUGCGCCGCGCCCACGCGCCGGCCGCCGCCUUCAGCGCCUCGGACCCCAUCAACCGCGUGCUCGGCCUGCUGGCGCGCCACUGGGACCCCAAGCUCGACCAGCUCGCCUGGGCCCGCACCAUCAGCUUCCUGCUGAGCGGCGUCAUGCUCGCCGCCAGCGCCGGCUCCGCCACCCAGACCUUCCACCUCUUCGCCCGCUGGACCCCGGGCCUGCUGCGCCAGGCCCAGGCCAACCUCGCCCUGCUGACCGGCCAGAUUGCCGCCGUCUACGUCGUCAGCGCCGCCCUGCUGCUGCGCUCCAACCUGCCGCGCGACGUCGGCUCCGCCGUCGGCGACGCCCUCAAGAGCGCCCUCGACCCGGCCUUUGUCGACCGCUGGUUCGAGGGCUGGUUCCUCGUCAGCAGCGCCGCCACGGCUGUGGGCAUCUGGGUCGGUCGCAAGAUUGCCGGCGACGGCGAGGACUGGAUCGAUGAUUAUGGCGGCGAGGAGGUCGGCCAGAAGCGGUCGUGA
Molecule: messenger RNA, 1677 nt
Organism: Verticillium dahliae VdLs.17
Lineage: Eukaryota; Fungi; Ascomycota; Sordariomycetes; Glomerellales; Plectosphaerellaceae
Exons: 1
Coding region: 1-1677 (558 amino acids)
Cellular component (GO): membrane
Source: RefSeq, a predicted model, not a curated record